UAUCAGAUGGUGAAGAAGUACGGAAUACGGAUUUGAGAAAAAGGUUGUUAUUUUGACGUCAAAUAAAUAUUUUUGCAUUGAUUUGUCAACUAAAAAUUAGAUUAAUUGGCUUACAAAUGGUAUCUAAAUUUGUUGUUUAUAAAAGUAUACAAAUCAUUACCUAUAGUGCCUUUAUCACAAUAACUUUUUUUUUGACCUUAAUUUCAAAGAUAUGAAUGUAAUAAUGACCAACAUCGAAUGCUAACUGUAGCUUUAUUUAGAAAAAUUAUCAUGAAAUAUUCAUGACAAGAAAAAGCAAAUACCUGACUUUACAAAUAUAGUACUUUAAAAAUGAGUGAUAAUGAAAAGAAAUGGGCUUGCGAAUAUUGCACCUAUGAGAAUUAUCCCUCGGCAAUAAAAUGUACAAUGUGUCGUGGUCCGCGACCAUUUGAAAAUAUUUACAGGCUACAUGAUGAUAGAGACGAUAGAAGUUCCCCAGUGGGAGCUGGUGCUUCCUUAGAUCUAAAGAAAUCAAAAGACAAAUGUCAAUGUGAAAAUUGUAGUAAUUCUCUUAAAUGUCCAUCUUGUAUAAGUUGUCAUAGUCCUCCUUUAACAGCCAAUAAUAUACAUGAACACCUACAACCUCUUAGAAUUAGCCAAAAUUCUGAUUUAGCACAGAGCCUUUCAAGGAAUAACAGUCCGCCUUCUACUUUAAAUAAUUUGGAAAAUAGCAGAAGAACUUCACAAGCUAAAUGGGUUUGUCAGGUAUGUACUUUUGAGAAUUGGCCAAAAUCAACCAAAUGUGCUAUGUGUGGAACUUGUAAUAUUCAACGAUCACAAACUUCUAGUCUUAUAUUGCCUUCACCAGAAAGAAAUAAAAAAAUAGAUGAUAUUAACCAGGAUGAUAGAUAUCAAGAGUCAUCACAGAAUAUUAUAGAUAAAGAGCAUAAACUUAGACAUCUGUGCAGAAACGCUGAUUGGAAAUGGCUUAAUGCCUGCCUGGGUGUUAUAGAGGGUGACCAAAUACCAGUGGAGAAUUACCUUUCAUCUGGUGGGGACCCCACGAGAGCCUUGACAGCUUCUGAAUGCACAUUACUAAACAGAAAUUCUGCUUUUGAUGUUGGUCAUACAUUAGUACACUUAGCAAUAAGAUUCAAAAGGGAAGAUUUACUUGCGGUUCUUCUGUCUCAGAUUGAAGGAUCUGGUUCUGGAAUUAAAAGGGUACCUAGUUAUGUUGCACCAGAUUUAGCAGCUGAUAUAAGACGACACUUUGCAAGCACCAUCAGACAAAGGAAGGGCACGUUUUCUUGCCAUUAUGUAACAGAAUGUCCUACAUACACUUUGCCAGCAGAAAUCGAUAUGUUUCCUCUUACCAUCCAAGAACAACUAAUGAUGGAGUUACUUGAUAAGGACGCGCAAGAAGAGUUAGAAGUUGGUCAUGUGAUAAAUUGGGCUAUUGGAGAUGGAGUGUGCAGACUACAUGCUCUCUGGAACAGGUCCGCAGGGGAAUGUUUGUUGGAUAGCGUUAUGCAAGCGACGUGGGGCGUAUUUGAUAGGGAUAAUGUCCUAAGAAGAGCCUUAGCUGAAACUUUAGUUCAAUCUGGUCAUAGUUUUUAUCCCAGAUGGAAAGAAUACGAAUCUUCCCAUGCUUCAUUCUUACAGUAUUCCCUAGAAGAAACGCAAUGGGAGGAUGACUGGAGUACUUUGGUUGCUUUAGCUGCACAACCAGGAUCGAGUUUAGAGCAGCUUCAUGUGUUUGCACUCGCUCACAUUUUAAGGAGACCUAUAUUAGUGUACGGAGUGAAGAUUGUCAAAAGCUUUAGAGGGGAGGCAUUGGGUCCAGCAAGAUUUGAAGGUGUUUAUCUUCCUCUAUUGUGGGAUCACAGUUUCUGUUCGCGCUGUCCCAUUGCUUUAGGUUAUACUAGGGGACAUUUUUCUGCCCUGGUGCCGGUAGAACCAUCACUGACGAUUAGACCUCGAGCAUCUUUAUUACCUUUAGUUGACCGUGAUAGAAAACCAUUACCAAUUCAUUUUCUUUUAGAAUCAGAGCUUGGAAGGGAAGAGGCUAUUUUACGACAAUGGAUGGAUGUUACAGAAACAGAGAAUGGCAUACUAGUUGCUCAACAACCCCUACAUAAGAGACCACUAUUGGUAGCGCAGAUGUGCGAAGAAUGGCUUAAUCAUUAUAGAAGAAUAAUACCUAUGACGUCAGCUCCAUUGGCUCGUCCAGUACCCAUUCAAGAUUAUUCCAGUGAAGGAGACACGGAUUGUGAAUGAUGUAAUAACAUUAUUACCGGUAACAUUUCACUCUUCAAAAAGUAGGCAGAAGCUUCAAAUUAUAUGCAACAGAUUCGAAAGUGUUCUUUGUAGUUAAUUAUACAAGACGGUGCAAAGGAUUUUAUAUGUAAUUUAUUUGCCGAAAAACAUUUGAAAAUUAAAUUAAUCUACAAUAUCUCUCAUAAGAUCCUUAUAGUGUCUUGUUAUUUUUCGUCAUAGUUUUCUUUAAAGAAUAUCCACAAAAUUUUUCUGUAGGCUUGGUGCUUUCUCCGCCGGUGCUGCCAUCAUCGGAGAAUAUCGUAAGAAACUAGCAUAUACAAAUACACGGCUUUAAAGAGCGAGUAUAUAAAAAAUGUAUU
Molecule: messenger RNA, 2615 nt
Organism: Sitophilus oryzae (rice weevil)
Lineage: Eukaryota; Metazoa; Arthropoda; Insecta; Coleoptera; Curculionidae
Gene: trbd
Product: ubiquitin thioesterase trabid
Exons: 13
Coding region: 331-2256 (641 amino acids)
Biological process (GO): protein K29-linked deubiquitination; cell migration; protein K33-linked deubiquitination
Cellular component (GO): cytoplasm; nucleus
Molecular function (GO): cysteine-type deubiquitinase activity; K63-linked polyubiquitin modification-dependent protein binding
Source: RefSeq, a predicted model, not a curated record